AUGGACUCGCUGCAGGAAGGGGUGACGAUCGCGGACUUUUCCCUGCCGGAUCAGCCGCUGAUUUACGCGAACCACGGGUUCGAGCUCAUCACCGGGUACAGCAUCGAGGAGACGAUCGGACACAACUGCCGUUUCCUUCAGGGUCCGGACACGGAGCCAGAGAAGCUCAAGAUCAUUCGCAAGAGCAUCAACGCCGGGCAGCCGUGCGUCGUCGAGCUGCAAAACUACCGCAAGAACGGGGAGCGGUUUGUGAACUCGCUGUCGCUCACGCCAAUUCGCACGGCGGAAGGGAAGGUGACGCACUACGUCGGGAUUCAAUCCGACGUCACU
Molecule: messenger RNA, 330 nt
Organism: Micromonas pusilla CCMP1545
Lineage: Eukaryota; Viridiplantae; Chlorophyta; Mamiellophyceae; Mamiellales; Mamiellaceae
Exons: 1
Cellular component (GO): nucleus
Source: RefSeq, a predicted model, not a curated record